This is a messenger RNA of Thyridium curvatum, 456 nucleotides long. RefSeq lists its product as uncharacterized. The transcript is spliced from 2 exons. NCBI's taxonomy places the organism in Eukaryota, Fungi, Ascomycota, Sordariomycetes, Thyridiales, Thyridiaceae. Bases 1 to 456 code for a protein of 151 amino acids. The record is from RefSeq and is a predicted model, not a curated record.
AUGGCCGAAAACACAGCCAGUAUCCCUGGGGACGGAAAUACGCCAGUGACAUUUACACACUCUUCCGACGUUGGAAGAUUCGUGGCAGCCAUUGUGGAUAUCGACAAAUGGGACCGGAUCAGCGUCAUCGUCGGCGACAAAAUGGCGCUGAAUGAAGCCGUCAAGCUGGCCGAGGCAGUGAAGGGCAAAAGGCACUGUCUAGGCACCAAGUUCAAUGUCAUUUACGACGACAUCGAUGACCUGAAGAAAGGGCGCCUGACCGAGCUCCCGUCGCAAGCGGCGCUGUACGGUGCCUUGCCCGCGGGUUUCCUCCAGGCUCUGGGCAGCAGGUUUGGCGUCUGGGUUGCUCGUGGAGACCUGGAUCUAGACGAGAGCACGUCGUUGAACAAAAGCUUGCCCGACCUAGACACUAUCAAGUUGAAAGACUUUCUUCAGAAGGCUUGGGGGCUUGGAUAA